AUGGAAGGCCCUAGCGAGGCUCUUGACCACUCACUUGUUGCAUUUGUUGCGAUUCAGAUCAGGCUGUCUGGUGAAGUGGGCGUUUCUUAUGACGAGGCCAUUGAGCUAUACAACCAUGCACUGUCUAAGGUCAUCCAUGUUCUUGACUGUCCGUGCAUCGGUAAUAAUGAUGAAAGCCUUGCCGCUAUUGUUAUUCUUUCCACGUGUGAGCUCUUCCUGUUCCACGCCAGCACAAGCUGGAACGCCCACGCGCAAGGCGUAUCUGAGAUCCUUCGUCAUCGAGCCGUACCCGACUCAAACACUUCAAGCUGGAAUGACUUGUGCCGGCGUCUCUGCGUGAUAUGUGUCAUCCAAGCCCUAUCACAGAAAAAGCCUCUCAAUCUUGAACCCAACCUUUGGCGAAAACACAUUGGCCCAUGGGCUGCCCCAGAGUCCUUCGGGGCACUGCUCGACAUGACCAUCGAUAUCCCGUCCGUCAUGGCGGAAGCUCACACCUUGGCUUUGAGCAACGAGAAAGAUCAUGACAAAGUACUAAGAUACGUCAAUCUGCUGACUGAAAAGUUCCGCCUUCUUGAUGACUGGCGAGCCCUUGUGCAUCGCAACAUAGCAGCACGCAACCAAACACCGAUGUUCUGGUCCGUCCCCUCUAGAGCGAGUAAUCCAGCAGACGAUGGAUAUCCAGAUAAGCUAUUUCCGUUCGCUCUGAUCUUCUCGUCUGUGGAGGCAGCUAGUCCGUGGAUCCUCGGCUCCAGCAUCAUGUUGGACAUCCUUGAAACAAUCCUGCUUCUUCGUGGAAGCCUUGGAAGCUCGGCUGUCCCAUCACCUCUUGGCGAAUCCUAUAAGGAGAAGGGCUCGCCGAAUCAAGCAGACGCUGAUCAUAUUGCGCGUAUGCUUUGCCAAAGUGUCGAGUAUUGCUAUCGGAGGGAGAAUGGCACGUUCGGUCCCCAGAUAACAUGUACUGCUCAAGCCACAUUGCUGGGCUAUUUUGCAGGCCGCGGUAUGAAGAGGGAACUUGAGUGGUGUCGGGGGAUUAAACACAUGAAGGGACCGGGCACGAGUUUUGGGAUUGACCUGAUGCAAUUCAAGCCACCACCUGAACUGUAG
This is a messenger RNA of Fusarium proliferatum ET1, 1104 nucleotides long. RefSeq lists its product as uncharacterized. Lineage: Eukaryota; Fungi; Ascomycota; Sordariomycetes; Hypocreales; Nectriaceae. Bases 1 to 1104 code for a protein of 367 amino acids. The record is from RefSeq and is a predicted model, not a curated record. The transcript has 3 exons.